GUUUCAUCUUUUUCCCUUAAAAAUACAAGAUUUUUUUUCUUAGUAUACUCCUUAAAUUUUUUUUUUAAAACUCGUUUAUUUUUUUAUUAUUAUUAAGAAAAAGAAAAAAAAAAAAAAUGUCACAAAACAAUGAAUCAUUAGAAGCAAUUUCACAAGUAUCAGAAUGUACAACUAAUUAUAUAACAUAUUUUAAAGAAAAUUCAACAAAUAUUGAACCUAAAGCAACUUCAAUAUAUCUUGAAAAUUUAAAUUCUAUUAAAGAAUCAGUUAAACCAUAUUUACCAUUAUUCAAGAAUAUAAUAACAAUUAUUCAAGAUAUAAUAAAUGGAUAUGAAAAUGCACAAAUUAAUAAAAAAAUAUGUUUAACAUUAAUAAUACGUUCCGAAUCAAUUGGAUUAACUAUAAAACAACUUGAAAGGAAAAAAUCCGAUAAUUUGGAAAAAUUUCGAAAUAAAAAAUUUUAUCAAUCAUUUUUAAGAUUAUAUAAUAUAUUAAAACGUAUGGAUAAAUUUAUACAAGAUAUUACUUUAUUAUCAAAUAUAAGAAAAUUAAUAGAAAUUUAUAGUAUUAAAAAACAAUUUCGUGAAAUUUUAAUCGAUUUUGAUAAUGUUGCGAAAGAUUUGAAUUUUCCUAAUUUAAUAAUUUAUGAUGAAAAACAACGACAAGAAGAUAUAAAAAUUUUUAGAGAUGAAUUUAAUAAUAUAAUGAAAUUCUUUGAAACUAUAGAUAGCGGAAUAGCGACAGUUAUAACACAGAAUAAUCAAAUAAAUUAUCAAAUAAAUACUACAAUCUUAGAAUUAUUACUUUUAAAAUCAAAGGUACAAAAACAAUCUACAAAUUUUGAUGAUAAAUGGAAACCUAAAUUAAUAACGAACGAUGAUCUUCAAGAUUCUCCUACUCCUUUAGAAGGUCAAUUAACGGGAAAAUGUUUAAAGAAAAUUCUUAUUAAAGAGAACAAACAAGUUUCAUUAAUUCCUGCUGAUUCAAUUCCUUAUAAUACAGUUGAUUAUCAAAAAAAUAUAAUUCUUGAUUAUAUUAAAAUGAAAUUAGGUCAUGAAUGUAAACAUAUUCAUCAAUUUUAUGGAAUGGCUCAAUUAAAUCAAAAUUUUUUUUCCGUUUAUGAAUGGACUGAUUUAGGAAAAUUAUCUGAAGUUUAUGAAAAAUAUGAUCUUGAUUGGUCAACAAAAUUAAGAAUUUCUUUAGAUAUAUUAUCUGGAAUCAUUUUUUUAAAUUGUUGUGAUAUUCUUCAUAAAAGUAUUAAAUGUGAAAAUAUUUUAAUGACUGAUGAUAUGAAACCAAAAAUUACCAACAUAAAAUUUGAUUUUAAUAAUAAAAAUGCAUCCGGUAAUGCUACUAGUCAUGCUUAUUCAAAUUGGUUAAAAGAUGUAUAUAUUCUUGCUCCUGAAAUAAUUGAUAUUCAAAAUUAUCCAAAAAGGUAUACAAGUAAAUCUCAAAUAUACAGUAUUGGGAUGCUUUUAUGGGAACUUACAUUUCAAAGAAUACCUUAUAAAGAUUGGCAAAUUGCAACGGUACAAAAUCAUGUGUUGAGCGGAAAGAGAGAGGUGAUUAAUUUCGGUGGUGAACCUUCCCCUAUUCAACAAGGUUUUAUAAAUCUAAUUGAAGCUGCAUGGCAACAAGAACCAGAUGAUAGGCCAGAUAUUAUAACUUUUUUUAAUAUGUUAUACUCCUUAUAUAGUAAUUAUUAUAUGGGAGAAAGUAAUUCAUUACAGAAAAGAGCGAGUUCUAGUCUUAGUAAAAAUAGUAAAAUUCCAAAAAGAGACGUUUUAUGUGCGAAUUCAAAUGUUAUUAUUAAAACAAAUAAUCAACAAGUUAGUAACGUACCACUGAGAAAUGGUACUUCAUCUCAGGGAAAUAAUUCUCCCGCUAGUUCCGUUUCAUCAUCAUCAUCGUCGUCAUCAUCAUCCUUCUCUUCAAAUCCCGCUUAUAAUCCUAUUGUACCAAUAUCUUCAUUAUCGGAUGGAAUUAACGCACAUAAAAAAGGAGAUAAAGAAAAGGCUUGGGAAUGUUUUGAAGCAAAUGCGCAAUUGGGUAACAUAUCAGCAAUAUAUUGGCAAGGUUAUUAUUUAUGGGAAGGAUAUCAUAUUCCGGCGGAUCAUGUAAGAGCUGUAAAUUGUUAUAAAGAAGCGGCAAAAAAUGGUCAUGCAGACGCUCAAUUAAGAUAUGCUUUUAGUGCUAUUAAUAAGGAAAAAAUAAAUAUUAAAGGAUUUUUAAAAUUUUUGAAAAUGUCUGCGAAUGAAGGUAAUGCUUUAGCUUUAUUUAAUUUAGGUGACGUUUAUUUGAAUGGAAAAUUUGGUAUAGAAAAAGAUGAAAAUCUUGGGAUAAAAUAUUUAAAAGUAGCUGCAGUUUUAAAACAACCUAAAGCUAUUGAAAUUUUGAAAAAUCUUAAUGUUACCGAUACAUUUUAUUUAUAGAUUUUUUAACUUAUUCUUUUCGUUAAAAUAAAUGUAUAUAAUAUAUAUAUAUAUAUAUAUUUUUGAAUAUUAA
Messenger RNA from Rhizophagus irregularis DAOM 181602=DAOM 197198, 2505 nucleotides. RefSeq lists its product as uncharacterized. NCBI's taxonomy places the organism in Eukaryota, Fungi, Glomeromycota, Glomeromycetes, Glomerales, Glomeraceae. Gene Ontology annotation, biological process: protein phosphorylation; cell surface receptor signaling pathway. Gene Ontology annotation, molecular function: protein binding; protein serine/threonine kinase activity; ATP binding. The record is from RefSeq and is a predicted model, not a curated record.